AUGACGGAAAUCGCAGUACUCUUCUUGGCAGCCUCAGUUCUGGCUGAGCCUGAACCGAGCAAAGUUGUCCAGAAGCGAAGUGGCCUAGUAGGUCACUACGGAGUCAGUGCUCCACUCAUUGGCCAUGGAGUGGCUUUGGGCCAUGGUCACUUUGGAUAUGCGGGUCAUCUGGGCGGUGGGCCUAUUGGACCUAUUGCUGCUGGGUAUGCUGCAGGCCCAUUGGUUGGAGGUCCUAUUGGAGGAGCUAUAGUGGGAGCUGAUGUCCAUACGACUGUUACGAAGCAUGUUGGAGUGCCUGUGCCUGCUCCCUACCCUGUACCCGUGGACAGGCCUUACCCUGUUGCUGUUAAGGUUGCAGUCCCAGUACCAGUAGACCGUCCUUACGCCGUCCCCGUCCCCAAGCCGUACCCAGUGACAGUGGAGAAGCACGUCGCCGUCCCGGUCGACCGUCCCGUGCCCGUCCCUGUGCCGCACGCCGUGCCCUACCCCGUCAUUAAACAAGUCGGAGUCCCAGUGCCCCAACCCUACCCAGUUGCCGUUCCCAAGCCCGUCGCCGUUCCUGUCCCCGCCCCAGUAGCGGUUCCCAUAGUAAAGUCUUACGCUAGUGCCCCCAUCAUCCAUGACUUCCACGGCCAUGGUCUAGCUCACGGACACUCGCUGCACUCCAAAUACGGAUGGUAAACUGUCAUGAAACGUCACUCAUUCAAUGACAGAUUCCAAAUUCAAAAUUCGACCGUUGAAAACCGUUUUGUUCUUUUUAAGUUCGAAGGAGUUUACAACACGUUUCUCUAUGAUUGUGUUGCAUAGCCCUCGAUGUAGGUUUUAUAUGAUAAAAAAAUUAAUAGGGUUUUCUCGUUUUAAUCUGUCAUGUAUAAGUGAUGAAAUCCAGUAGAUGAAAUGUUUAUGUAAAGGCAUUUUCAUAUGGGAUUCUUGUGCGUAGUCAGAACGAUAUUAUGUGAUGUAGAUAAGUGUAGAUUUAGGUGUGAGUGUAUGAUAUAAUAGGACUUUUAUCCGUAUUGGAACUGUGUCAUUUUGUCCUAAACGUGUAUGGUCGCUGUUGAGAAAGUUUAAGGAUGGCUGAAAUGUCCAAUAAUACCAUCUUGUGGAUGAUAAAUGACGUCACAAUUCAUAUACGGAUACAAGUCCAGGUUUUGUGAGAGAAGUUUAGGGAUAAAGUGCAAUCACAACGAAGCCUGCCGCCAUUUUGAAUGGAAGUAUUUCCAAAGUAGGUUAUCCGUGAGACCGCCAUAUUAAAAACGAAAAACUUUUUGUUUUUAUACUUUUUUUACAACUUGGUUGGGCGAAGGAGCUGAGAAAUUUUGUAUAACCUACUUCUGAUAUACUUUGGUAUAUUAUUUUUGUAUAUGAAAAAUUGCCAUAAUAAUAUUUAUUAAUGUAUAUUAAAUGAAAGUAGAGCACAUCCAUGACAGUAGAUUUAAACCAUUAAUUUUCAAAUCAUCUGAAGAUAUUUUUAUUUAUGUAUGUAUGAAAUCUAUGUAAAUAUCAUUUGAUUUGUCUGACAUUUUGUAUGUAUGUAGUUGAAUGUAUUAUUUUGAUGUUUUUUAUGCCAAUGUUUGGUUCAUGUUUUCACAUGAUCUCUGAUGAAAAAGUAAAGCUAAAGGCUUCGAGAGUUAGUACCUGGUAAAGCACUGUUGUAUAUAGACUUUUUUCUAUUUUUCUAGCUUUAAUGAUGAAGAAUACGAGUUUAUUUCGACCGCAGUCGACUAAAAACUAUUUAAUGUACGGCCUUUUUGUAAUAAAAUGUAUAUCAAAUA
Molecule: messenger RNA, 1775 nt
Organism: Helicoverpa zea (corn earworm)
Lineage: Eukaryota; Metazoa; Arthropoda; Insecta; Lepidoptera; Noctuidae
Product: tetra-peptide repeat homeobox protein 1-like
Exons: 4
Coding region: 1-681 (226 amino acids)
Source: RefSeq, a predicted model, not a curated record